CCAUUUGACUUCAGAUCUAGCAAGAGAAAACAGUCUAAACCAAAGAGUUUAACAUCAUGAAAAGAUUCAAUAUUUUAUUUCCACUGACUGCCAUUUUUUUAGUAUUUCUCGCUCUCGCUGAUGCCUAUGAGUACACUGGAUACACAGAUACAUCAAAUGGUUACUGCGAGGACGAACGUUUUGGAAGAAUCCCUGUAGGAGAGACGUAUUAUGAUGAUGACGACUGUGAAAGAAUCAUUUGCUCUAAUGGACAUUACACUGGACAAGGGUGUGGUCAAUCACAAUUAAUGGGAAACCCCAAUUGUCGUCUGGUUCGAAGACCUGGACAUUACCCGGACUGUUGCAGAUCUGACGUUGUGUGUGAUGAAGGAGUUGAUCCGAGCAAUGUCGUCAUUACUUCUGUGGGAUAAUGCGAUGCCACUCCUUCUGUAUUCAAGGCUGAACAAGAUUUACUCCAAUUUGACAGCACUAGAUAUCACCAAAAAGAUUGUUUUCUUAUUUCUUGCGGUAAAUAAUUAUACGCUAUUUACUAUAUAUAUAUUGGAUUCUACGCAUUUUGCUGAUCAACUUCUUCAAUAAAUCACUUUUACUGAUUUCA
Messenger RNA from Argiope bruennichi, 598 nucleotides. Its product is annotated as toxin-like protein 14. The transcript has 3 exons. Lineage: Eukaryota; Metazoa; Arthropoda; Arachnida; Araneae; Araneidae. The record is from RefSeq and is a predicted model, not a curated record. Bases 57 to 410 code for a protein of 117 amino acids.